Messenger RNA from Saimiri boliviensis boliviensis (Bolivian squirrel monkey), 395 nucleotides. Lineage: Eukaryota; Metazoa; Chordata; Mammalia; Primates; Cebidae. The record is from RefSeq and is a predicted model, not a curated record.
UGGAGUUUGAGCCGAUGCUGAUCCCACAUCAUAAAGACAGGAAGCGGAUGCAGUUAGAACUGAGAGAGGGCUUGACCAGGAUGAGUAUGGACCUUAAGAACAAUUUGCUAGGUUCGCUGCGGAUGGCCUGGAAGUCUUUUACCAGAGCUCCAUACCCCGCCUUACAAGCUUCAGAAACGGCAGAAGAAACUGAAGCAGAACCUGAAUCAACUUCAGAGAAGCCUAGUGAUAUUAACACAGAAGAGAUCUCUGUGACAGUUAAAGAAGUCCUGCCUUUCAAUGUGGGGAUGCUCAAUGGAGGCCAACGCAUUGACUAUGUGCUACAGGAGAAGCCUAUUGAAAGUUUUAAUGAGUAUUUAUUUGCUUUACAAAGCCAUCUGUGCUACUGAUGGAGU